AUGGCCCAAUCAGCUCACGAGACGUCCGCGUUGACGUCGACAGAACCCUUCUACGUGGAAUACCCCCAGGACUCCCGAAUUCGCGUUUCCACGCCGGUUUUGAUGGAGUCACCUGAACGUACCAGGGUCCCGAUAGUGCGAACUAGAUCUUCACCGCGCCGAGCAACACCAUCGUCGAUCCACAGACCCCCUUCCUUGGUCUACAAGUCCCCGUCCGCACCCCAUUGGUCCUCGACGUCCACGCAAUCGUCUUCUUCUCCGAUCGAUACCUCGACAGCAUCGGAUUUGAGGCCACAGGUGAUGAGUCGUCAAGUGUACAACCCUCGAUCUCAAGCAGCAGGCGAUCAUGCCACUGGCGGGGGAAGGUUCAUAUACGUGAACCCGCUUGUCAUGAAGAAGUACCAUCGCGUUGAGGGUUCCGGAGGAUUCGACAGUUGUUCCACUUCUGGAAGCUCGACCCUGCCCCACUACCAUCGACACGAUGGCAACUCGGACAGCGAAGUCUGA
Molecule: messenger RNA, 507 nt
Organism: Mesocestoides corti
Lineage: Eukaryota; Metazoa; Platyhelminthes; Cestoda; Cyclophyllidea; Mesocestoididae
Source: the annotation of a GenBank genome assembly